Metarhizium brunneum ARSEF 3297 is the source of this 1524-nucleotide messenger RNA. Lineage: Eukaryota; Fungi; Ascomycota; Sordariomycetes; Hypocreales; Clavicipitaceae. The record is from RefSeq and is a predicted model, not a curated record.
AUGACCCGAAUCGCGUCCCUUGUUGCUCUCAGCGCGGCCUCUGCGGCGCUGCAGCUCCCUCUGCAGCGGCCGAUCAACGACAUUGCACCUCACUCGGCCUUCCACGCAAGACCGCUCGUCAGCUCGGGCACUCUGCAGGACAGCAUCGACAAGGACAGGCUGUGGGAGCGCGCCGAGGAGCUGUAUGCGCUUGCUAGGAAAUCCGAGGACGAGUUCAACCACCCUACUCGCGUCAUUGGGUCGGCAGCAGGACACCAGGCCACGCUCGAGUACAUCAAGUCUGAGCUGGCUUCUCUCGGAAGCUAUUACAAUGUCUCGGAGCAGCCAUUCGACGCUUAUGCAGGCAGGGUGAGGGAGUUUCGCCUCGUCAUUCAUGACAAGGUGCCCGCUUCGACCACGGCCUUUUCGCUCACGCCGCCGACAAAGAACAAUGAACCCGUUUUCGGACAGUUGAUUUUGGUUCGCGGCACGGGCUGCAAGGCGUCUGACUAUCCUCACAAGGUCAAGGGGAAUAUUGCCCUGAUGCAGAGGGGAACGUGUCCCUUUGGCGAUAAAUCGCAGCUUGCUGGAAGGGCGGGUGCCAUUGCGGCCAUCAUUUACAAUACCGUAGAUGAAGAAUUGCACGGCACCCUGGGCAAGCCGUCGCCCGACCACAUCGCCACCUUUGGGGUCAGCAGCAAAGACGCCGAGGACUGGGUGGAAAACAUGCCACGCGGGGAGAUUUUCCGAGGAUCGGCAUACAUUGACGCCACCGUCCAGACGAUCAAGACGAACAACAUCAUUGCGCAGACAACCGAGGGCGACGCGGACAACUGCGUAAUGCUAGGCGGCCACAGCGACUCCGUCGAGGAGGGCCCGGGGAUCAACGACGACGGCUCUGGGUCCCUGUCUAUCCUCGAAGUGGCCUCCCAGCUCGCGGCGUUCCGGAUCCAAAACUGCGUCCGCUUCGCCUGGUGGUCCGCCGAGGAGGAGGGUCUGCUGGGCUCAGAGCACUACGUCAAAUCCCUCUCCGACAAGGAGAAUGCCAAGAUCAGGCUCUUCAUGGACUACGACAUGAUGGCCAGUCCAAACUUUGCGUACCAGGUGUACAACGCGACUGAUGCGGAGAACCCGCUGGGGUCGGAGCGAUUGCGCGACCUGUACACGGACUGGUACACGAGCAGCGGGCUGAACUAUACCAUGAUCGAGUUCGACGGGCGCUCAGACUACGAUCCCUUUGUCAGGGCGGGUAUUCCGGCGGGCGGCAUUGCCACGGGCGCCGAGGGUGUCAAGACGCCUCUCGAGGCUGGAUUCUUUGGCGGCGAAGAAGGAGAGUGGUAUGACAAGAAUUACCAUCAGAUCGGCGAUGAUUUGAACAACUUGAACAUGACGGCGUGGGAGGUGAACACCAAGCUUAUUGCUCAUUCUGUGGCAACGUAUGCAGCUUCGUUUGAGGGCUUUCCCGAAAGAACGAGGGAAGUUGGUGUCGCGUCCUUCAGGAAGCCCAAAUGUAAUGCACUUUCGCCGCAGUUUUGUCAUUCGUAG